ACAACGUGCGGUCACGCUGCGACGAUUUUCAAUUACUUUUGCAACUGCGAUUUCUAAACGAACGGCUUUUGCUUUUUCAUUAAAUAAAGAUGCAUAGAUUACCAACUGUAUUGCGGGGUGCUGCUUUGCGCCAGUUGCAAACUCGUUCCUAUGCUAAAGAUGUACGUUUUGGGUCUGAAGUUAGAGCGCUCAUGUUACAAGGUGUAGACAUUUUAGCAGAUGCUGUUGCUGUGACAAUGGGUCCUAAGGGUCGUAAUGUUAUCUUGGAACAAAGUUGGGGUAGCCCAAAGAUUACCAAAGAUGGUGUUACAGUAGCUAAAGGAGUAGAGUUGAAGGAUAAAUUUCAGAAUAUUGGAGCAAAGUUGGUACAGGAUGUAGCAAAUAAUACAAAUGAAGAAGCUGGUGAUGGUACAACCACAGCUACAGUGUUAGCAAGAGCCAUUGCUAAGGAAGGUUUUGAAAAAAUCAGUAAAGGUGCCAAUCCUGUAGAAGUUAGACGUGGUGUUAUGUUAGCUGUUGAUAAAGUAAAAGAUGAAUUGAAAGCUUUAAGUAAACCAGUAACCACUCCAGAAGAAAUUGCUCAAGUUGCAACCAUCUCGGCUAAUGGAGAUCAAGCCAUUGGUACUCUUAUUUCUGAUGCCAUGAAAAAGGUUGGAAAGGAAGGUGUUAUUACAGUAAAGGAUGGUAAAACACUGCACGAUGAACUUGAGGUUAUAGAAGGAAUGAAGUUCGAUAGAGGCUACAUAUCUCCAUACUUCAUAAAUUCUAGUAAAGGAGCAAAAGUUGAAUUUCAAGAUGCACUUUUACUCUUCAGCGAGAAAAAGAUAUCGUCUGUACAAUCUAUAAUUCCAGCAUUGGAAUUGGCAAAUUCACAACGAAAACCACUUGUGAUUAUUGCUGAAGAUGUUGAUGGCGAAGCUCUGUCAACUCUUGUAGUCAAUAGGUUGAAAAUUGGUUUGCAGGUGGCCGCGGUUAAGGCCCCUGGUUUUGGAGACAAUAGAAAAGCGACGCUCCAGGAUAUGGCAAUUUUGACUGGAGGAAUUGUUUUUGGAGAUGAUGCAAAUCUUGUUAAGUUGGAGAAUGUACAAUCAUGCGAUCUGGGUGAAGUAGGAGAAGUAGUAAUCACAAGGACAAAUACAACUUCUGAUUAUGAGAAGGAAAAAUUGCAAGAACGUUUGGCAAGGUUAGCAUCUGGGGUUGCAGUUUUAAGAGUUGGUGGUAGCAGCGAAGUAGAAGUCAAUGAAAAGAAGGAUAGAGUCCAUGAUGCUCUUAAUGCUACCCGUGCCGCUGUUGAAGAAGGCAUUGUUCCAGGAGGUGGGACUGCCCUUCUAAGGUGUAUACCGAUAUUGAAAAAUUUAAAAGCAUUGAACAAUGAUCAAGAAACAGGAAUCAAAAUCGUGGCGAACGCUUUACGUAUGCCGUGCUUACAGAUUGCUCAAAACGCAGGCGUUGAUGCUAGUGUGGUAGUGGCCAAAGUUAGUGAAAGUAAUCUCGGUUAUGAUGCUUUAAAUGAUGAAUACGUCGAUAUGAUCGAGAAAGGAAUUAUUGAUCCAACGAAAGUAGUACGUACAGCCCUUACCGAUGCCGCGGGUGUUGCAUCGUUGCUUACCACUGCAGAAGCGGUGGUAACAGAAUUGCCUAAGGAGGAACCUCAGAUGCCGAUGGGUGGUGGUAUGGGUGGAAUGGGUGGAAUGGGCGGUAUGGGUGGUAUGGGAGGCAUGGGCAUGUAAUGAAGUGAAAUCCCACAUAAAGACUGAAUUUCGUAUUACAAUUAAUAUUCGGUUAGAAUUGCAGUUUAAUCGCAAUAUUAACUUUCAUGUUGUGAAUUGCGGUUAAAGUUGCAAAUACGCGACCAUAAUUUCCAACUGCGUAAUCAGAAUGCUGGACGUGUUUAGGACAGUUGUACUUUGAACAGAAGGAUAAAAGCACACAGAAAAUGCAAGUUUUUUUUGCUUAUAUGUUGUAACAUUUGU
Molecule: messenger RNA, 1973 nt
Organism: Dufourea novaeangliae
Lineage: Eukaryota; Metazoa; Arthropoda; Insecta; Hymenoptera; Halictidae
Product: 60 kDa heat shock protein, mitochondrial-like
Biological process (GO): protein refolding; apoptotic mitochondrial changes; mitochondrial unfolded protein response
Cellular component (GO): mitochondrial matrix; mitochondrial inner membrane
Molecular function (GO): ATP binding; ATP-dependent protein folding chaperone; protein-folding chaperone binding
Source: RefSeq, a predicted model, not a curated record